AAAAUUUACGCCUGAAGUAUUGAGUAAAUAUAGGAACACAGUUUAGAUCGAGAAGAUGGCUGAGAGAGCUGCGUUUAUUCAUGUGUUCACAUCCACAUGUGCCUUAGUUGUUCUAGGAGAAUCGCUACAAUCAUUGCACUGGAAACGUCUGAGUGAUAGCUUAUUCUUUGAUGGAGCAGUUUUACUCCGGCGUGACUUUGCAUUUAAAAGGGACAUCUUAAGAACAGUGAAAACAUCGGGGGAAGUUCACUGUGGCCUCGCUUGUUUGUCUGAAAGUGACUGCAUCGCACAAACGUACUGCCGCGAGCCGUGGCAGAAACUCAAGGGAACAUGCUAUCUGCAUCGAAGAGGAAUCAAAGACGGGCUGGCUGAAGAUGCCUUCGUGAAAAGCGAUGGAUGUACUUACCAACAAUACAUAGAUUUUCACGUAAGUACAUUUUGCAUUACAUUUGUAAUAAAGUAAUUUUUAGUAUUCAUUUAAAAAAAAACAAAAAAACAAAAAAAACAAGGAGCAAGUAAUGCGGAAUUAUUUUCAAUUUAAACUAUUCAUUUACCAUUUCCAUUUGUCUCCAACAAAUGACGAAUUCUCAAUGAUUCUCUGGACAUUGAUUAUUUACAGUGGAAAUAAUUAACAGUUUGGGCAAAACAAACAUGCUGUAAGGAUCAGUGAAUUGGCCCAUCGGAAUAAACGUUCACCCGACCAAAAACCGAUGAGGACUUGAUAAUCAAUUCAAGUCGAUUUUUGAAAGCAAUUCAAGGCCCAAAUUUCAGAGUAAAGUACAAAUGCAGUAAGAAUUACUGAAUUGGCUGGCGUAUCGGAUAAACGUCUAUCUAACUAAAAACGGGGGAAGAUGUGAUAAUCAAGUCGAAUUUGAAGUCGUUAAAGAAGAAUUUAAGGCAUAACUUUUCCAUUGCGGUAUUUAUUUUGUUUCUUAAAUCAUUAAUUGUGGUCAAGGGACCGAACGAUAAAAGAAAUGAAAUUUUUGAUUUCCAAGGAAGCUCUCAUCGUAAAUAUAUUUCUGAAAACUGCCAUAAAACUUAAAGAAAACAACUUGCUGAAAGAAGUACUGAAAUACCAAUUUUCUGAGCAAUGACGAGAGAGGAGAAAUAAAACAGCUCCGUUGAUUAAAUCACAGAGACUAAUGAAAACACUUCCACGAGGUUGUGGACGGUGUUCAAAAAAUAAAAACGAUUUGUAACGUGUGUAACCUUUCCUGUCAGACACCUUGCUCAAGCAAAUGUCAAAAUGGUCAGACAUGUAGCUAUGACCAUGAUAACAGACGAUAUGCUUGCCUCUGUGAGAAGCCAUACACUGGAAUGUACUGUGAAAAGUCUAAAGGUAACAUUAUAACAACCUAGGAUGAGAUCAGUCUUGCAGAGUUGUCACAGGUCCACCUUCGUCUGCUCCAUUUUCAGAUUGGGUUUAAAGAAAGCUUCCUGAAUAUUUUUACUCCUUUAAUUUAGUAACAAAGUGAGGUAAAGCGAAUUAAUGUUCUUAAAGAGCAGCAACGUUUCUUUAAUUGUCGCCCAAUAAAAACUCCAGCCUCAAAGAACAUUGUCAUUCGACAUAGCGAGGUGAUUAUUAGUUCCUAAAUUCCCUCACAAAUGCUUUGUUUUCUUUCUGUGGCUGAAAAGAAAUUUGUCAAUUUUCAUAAGCACAAGACCUUUCCCCUUGUUUUCUGCAAGAUUUCAGUGAUGGUGUACACAACGCUGUAUGGUAGAAAACUCGAAGGCUUUGAUUUAGGGGUAGUGAUGGUAAUAGCACUAUUUAAGCUUGAGAUGAUAACGUUGUCACAGUUUUUUUUUUAAAAAUCCAAUUUAUUAAGUUAUCUUUUAAUAUCGGUUAUUAACCAUUAAUGCAUUGUUCCUUUGACUUCCUUGUUGUUUCAGCAAUGGCCUUUUAUUUCACUUUCCUUGGUGCUCGAGGCAACACUGGGCCGACAUCAACAGCUGGAUACAAACGCACGCCUCUAGAAGGGACAGUAACACUCAACAAAGGAAUACAGAUCUGGACGGUUCCAUUUACCGCGCGGUAUAGUUUCACUGUGGCUGGGGCAUCAGGAGGGAAGGGAUAUCAACCAGGAGGGAAUGGUGCAAUUGUAAGUGGAAUUGUGAGACUUUUCAAGGGUACUGUCCUGCACCUCUUAGUUGGUCAGAAAGGUCUCAAAGGAUCUUCCGCUGCAGGAGGGGGUGGAGGUACAUUUGUAGUUUUCAGUAAUAAUACCCUUUUUGCAGCAGCUGGCGGUGGGGGUGGUGGAGGGGGUCAGAUAACAUCAAAGGUUGGCGAUGAUGGCCAAAAAGGAACAAAUGGAAGCGUUUACGGAGGCGUCAAUGGUCUGGGUGGGAAGGUGUGUGCUGACGAGUUAAACUAUGCAGGUGGCGGUGGUGGAUUUAGAGGAGACGGGAAAUGCGCCUUCAAUAUAACAUGCGUUUCUCCUCGAUCAUGCAAGGAGGCUGGGUUCUCUUAUUUUAAUGGUGGUGUGGGGGGCAAAGGAGAUGGAAAUGGGGGAUUCGGUGGAGGUGGAGCGGCAUAUAACGAUUUUGGAGGAGGCGGAGGUGGGUAUUCUGGAGGGGGAGUGUAUGCCACAUCGUUUGGUUCACGGUCAGGAGGGGGUGGAUCCUUUGGCAAUGGUGCACCCCUGUCAAGUAGUGGAGUAUCACAUAGUAGCGGUGAUGGAUACGUGUUAUUUAGAUACCCCUAG
Pocillopora meandrina is the source of this 2702-nucleotide messenger RNA. NCBI's taxonomy places the organism in Eukaryota, Metazoa, Cnidaria, Anthozoa, Scleractinia, Pocilloporidae. The record is from the annotation of a GenBank genome assembly.